GAACCUGCUUGAAAUGCAGCCGAGGAGCCGGAGCGGGCGGCAGCGGCGGCGGCGGCGGCGGGGGCAGCGGCAGCCCCGGCGCCGCGGCAAGGACUCGGAAGGCUGAGGCGCGGCGGCAGCAGCGGCGCGGGGUGCGCGGGGCGCGGUGGCCGGAGCCCCCGGCCCGCCAUGGGCCGCCCGGAGCGGGGCGCGCUCCGGCCGCGGGCGCUGCUGCUGCUGCUGCUGUUGCUGCAGCUCCAGCAUCUCGAGGCGGCAGCGGAUUCGCUGCGCGGCAGCCAAGGGCCAGUCAAGGAGUGCGAAGAGCACCAGUUCCAGUGUCGGAAUGGGCGCUGCAUCCCCUCCGUGUGGAGAUGCGACGAGGACGACGACUGCUCGGACAACAGCGACGAGGACGACUGCCCCAAGAAGACCUGUGCGGACAGCGACUUCACCUGCGACAACGGCCACUGCAUCCCCGAGCGGUGGAAGUGUGACGGCGAGGAGGAGUGUCCGGAUGGCUCCGACGAGUCCAAGGCCGCCUGCACCAAGCAGGAGUGCCCCGCCGAGAAGCUGAGCUGUGGCCCCACCAGCCACAAGUGUGUGCCCGCCUCAUGGCGCUGCGAUGGGGAGAAGGACUGCGAGAGCGGAGCGGACGAGGCCGGCUGUGCGCCCUUGUGCGCUCCGCACGAGUUCCGAUGCGGCAACCGCUCGUGCCUGGCCGCCGUGUUCGUGUGCGACGGCGACGACGACUGCGGGGACGGCAGCGACGAGCGCGGUUGUGCCGACCCGGCCUGCGGGCCCUUGGAGUUCCGCUGCGGCGGCGGCGGCGGCACCUGCAUCCCAGAGCGCUGGGUCUGCGACCGGCAAUUGGACUGCGAGGACGGCUCGGACGAGGCUGCCGACCUGUGUGGCCACGCGGGCCCGGGGGCCACGGCCGCGCCCAGUGCCUGCGCCCCCGCCGUCCAGUUCGCCUGCCGCAGCGGCGAAUGCGUGCACCUGGGCUGGCGCUGCGACGGCGACCACGACUGCAAGGACAAGUCGGACGAGGCCGACUGCCCAGCGCCGGGCACCUGCCGUGGGGAUGAGUUCCGGUGUGGAGACGGCACCUGCGUCCUUGCCACCAAGCGCUGUGACCAGGAACAGGACUGUCGGGACGGGAGUGAUGAGGCCGGCUGCCUGCAGGAGUCAACUUGCGAGGGUCCCCGCAGCUUUCAGUGUACGAGUGGCGAGUGCGUGGACAGCGGGAAAGUGUGUGAUGCUCAGAGGGACUGCCGGGACUGGUCGGAUGAGCUUCUGAAAGAGUGUGUUGCACCAACAUUCCGGGGAAACAGAAGGAGGCCCAGGGGGCUGAAUGAGUGCCAGCACAACAACGGCGGCUGUUCCCACAUCUGCACCGACCGCAGGAUUGGCUUUGAGUGCUCGUGCCCCGCCGGGUUCCGGCUCCUGGACCAGAAGACUUGCGGCGACAUUGACGAGUGUGAGGACCCAGAUGCCUGCAGCCAGAUCUGCGUCAAUUACAAGGGCUACUUCAAGUGCGAGUGCCACCCCGGCUAUGAGAUGGACACACUGAGCAAGAACUGCAAGGCUGCUGCCGGCAAGAGCCCGUCCCUGAUUUUCACCAACCGGCACGAGGUGCGCAAGAUAGACCUGGUGAGGCGGGAGCACUCGCGCCUCAUCCCCAUGCUCAAGAACGUCGUGGCGCUCGAUGUGGAAGUUGCUACCAAUCGCAUCUAUUGGUGUGACCUGUCCUACCGCAAGAUCUACAGUGCCUACAUGGACAAGGCCAGCGACCCGGCAGAGCAGGAGGUCCUCAUCGACGAGCAGCUGCACUCUCCAGAGGGCCUGGCGGUGGACUGGGUCCACAAGCACAUGUACUGGACCGACUCGGGCAAUAAGACCAUCUCGGUGGCCACAGUUGAUGGUGGCCGCCGUUGCACUCUGUUCAGCCGUGACCUUAGUGAGCCCCGGGCCAUCGCUGUUGACCCCCUGCGAGGGUUCAUGUAUUGGUCUGACUGGGGGUUCCAGGCCAAGAUCGAGAAGUCCGGGCUCAAUGGUGCGGACCGACAGACACUGGUGUCAGACAAUAUAGAAUGGCCCAACGGAAUCACCCUGGAUUUGCUGAACCAGCGCCUAUACUGGGUGGACUCCAAGCUGCACCAGUUGUCCAGCAUUGACUUCAGCGGCGGCAACAGGAAGAUGCUGAUUUCCUCCCCCGACUUCCUGAGCCACCCUUUUGGAAUAGCUGUGUUUGAGGACAAGGUGUUCUGGACAGACUUAGAGAAUGAGGCCAUUCUCAGUGCAAAUCGUCUCAAUGGCCUGGAAAUCUCCUUCCUGGCUGAGAACCUCAAUAACCCACACGACAUUGUCAUCUUCCAUGAACUGAAGCAGCCAAGAGCUGCAGAUGCCUGUGAGCUGAGCGCCCAGCCCAACGGAGGCUGUGAGUACCUGUGCCUUCCUGCUCCCCAGCUCUCCAGCCACUCUCCCCAGUACACCUGUGCCUGUCCUGACACCAUGUGGUUGGGCCCAGACAUGAAGAGGUGCUACCGAGCACCUCCAUCUACCUCCACUACGACAUUAGCCUCCACCACGACAAGCACAGCCGCCGCCACCACAAGAGCCCCUGGGACCACUGUCCACAGCCCCACCUACCAGAACCACAGCACAGAGACACCAAGCCUGGCAGCUGCGGUCCCAAGCUCUGUUAGUGUUCCUGGCGCUCCCGGCAUCAGCCCGUCAACCCCCAGCCCUGCAACCAGCAACCACUCCCAGCACUAUGGGAAUGAAGGUGGCAAGAUGGGCUCACCAGUCACUGCUGCUGUCAUUGGGAUCAUCGUGCCCAUAGUGGUCGUGGCCCUGCUGUGCAUAAGUGGCUACCUGAUCUGGAGAAACUGGAAGCGGAAGAACACCAAGAGCAUGAACUUUGACAACCCGGUGUACAGGAAAACAACGGAAGAAGAAGACGAUGAUGAACUCCACAUAGGGAGGACUGCUCAGAUCGGCCAUGUCUAUCCUGCAGCAAUCAGCAGCUUUGAUCGCCCACUGUGGGCAGAGCCCUGUCUUGGGGAGACCAGAGAACUGGAAGAAUCAGCCCCUGCCCUCAAGGAGCUUUUUGUCUUGCCUGGGGAACCAAGGUCACAGCUGCACCAACUCCCGAAGAACCCUCUUUCCGAGCUGCCUGUCGUCAAGUGCAAGCGAGUGGCAUUAAGCAUUGAAGAUGAUGGACUGCCUUGAGGAUGGGACCACCCCUUCGUGCCUCAUGGAAUUCAGUCCCAUGCACUAGACUCUGUGGAUGGUGUAGGACAGGGUGGAUGAGUUUCUGUAUAUGGGUCUGUGUGCGUGUGUGUGUGGGUGUGUGUCUUUUUUUUUUUUUUUUUUUUAAUUUAUGUUGCGGAAAGGUAACCACAAAGUUAUGAUGAACUGCAAACAUCCAAAGGAUGUGAGAGUUUUUAUAUGUAUAAUGUUUUAUACACUUUUUAACUGGUUGCACUACCCAUGAGGAAUUCAUGGGCUGGCUACUGUUAAGUGACUAACAUGAUGUACAUAACCAAACAGGCGCCCAGGGGACAGAACCUUACUCAUCAGCUAAAAACUAUAUUUACAGAGGAUGUUUGAUUUUAGGGGCUUUUUUAGGUUUAGGGGUUUGGAGGGUUUUUUUGUAAAUAAGAUGAUUAUGCUUUGUGGCUAUUCAUCAACAUAAGUAAAAAAAAAAAAAGAAAAAUACUUCAAUUCCCUCCCCCCUUUAGAUUAUUUAUUAACAUAUUUAAAAAAUAAGAUUAGUUCUAUAAAUAAUUUAGAGAAGUGAGAGUAUUUAUUUUUGGUAUGACUGGCCCACCACACAGACUUGGUGUGUGUCCUUGUAUGUGUGCAACAGUGUGAGAGAGACAGAUCUGUAGAGAAAAGGCACACCAGUAUCUAUUGUUCAAAUAUAGAAAGAGCAAAUUAUUUUAAAAGAGUCCACAAGAGUGAUUUUCAGAAAAGCCUUUGGAAAUUUAGCUCAGAAAAUAGAUACCAUGGUUUGUGCAAACACAUGUGAAAGAGGCAAAUCUUUUUACCCCUGGCUGUUCCUGAGACCCUCCUAAGUCAGGAAAGCCUUUCCUCUCCCUCGAGGCUGCUGUGGCUCCUGCCUGGGCUUUCUUGUCAGUGGUUAAGGUCAGUGCACAGACAUCCCACAGUGCCAGAAGCUUUCGGGAGCUCCAGGAGGAACAUGCCGAAACCUCAGCUACUCCUUGUUCUCAAGUUCAGCUCUUUGAGUGACAUCAGUUUCCUUCAGGACACUUGGGUUGAACUUGAAGUGUAUCAUCCAUAUACAUAAGUGGAGAUGUUUCCAGAACAACCCAAGUUUACUGUAAGGACUGGCUCAGGCACUGGACCUUUGAGACAUGCUGUGAAUGAGGAUAAGAAUUUUGGAAUAGGUUUUAUUACUCACCAUUUCUCCAUUUCCUUCAAGUGAGGAAAAUGUUUUAAAGUAAUAAACAGGUGUCUUAUCUUUACAUAUUCAUAAAGAUGAAACUAAUUUUUGGCUUUAGUCAGAAAAGAUGGCCAAACUUAAAGUCGUAUUUGAGGGAAGAAAUGGCAUACACAGUAUUAUAUUGGAUGUAUGUAUUCACACAGGGAUUUGGUUUACUGCUUUGUAAAUAGAAGGAAAAAUCUGGGUAUAUGUAUAAAUUUUUUCCAUGAUGGACAUCUUUGCUUUUCCUGGGGCUUGGGGGAAGUGGGAAGAAGUGCUGUUUUCUAUUUGUGGGAUCUACCAUUGGAUACAUAAUCCUACAGUCCCAGGAGGAAUGUAAUCCCCUCUGGCUUUCUCAUCGGAUGUGUGGUCUUUUCUUGACUCUGCUGUUCUGCCACUUUGCUCCCACCAGACAACCAGGGACCAAGUGCAACAUGAGAGUGUUUCACUCCACUAGGAGUGGAGGACAUGUAUUUUUAAACAUAACAUACCUGGAACUUGACACACUCAAGCAAUUGCCUCCACCCCCAUCCUCAGUGAAGCUUGGCUGUCUCACCAGUGUGAUGCCCUUUGAAUUUUCAGGCAGACAUUCCGAAGUUCUACCAUCUUAUUCCUAGGACUUCCUCCACAUCAUUCUAGGUGUCUUAUUCUUUAAGAAAACCGCUGAGCUCUGGAGCUUGGGCAGUGUUUAGUACAAGGCAGCAGUUUCUUCCUGAUAAUGCCUACGUUGAUAUUCCAGAAACACUGACUGAGAGGGUCAAUGCAGUUGAGCCAGAAUGACUAAGAGCAAACAGAAUGUUGAGAACAGGGGGCCAACUCCUAUGGAGCUAAAUCGCUACUAUUCUUUCAAGAAUGGAAAGUAAAAUUAUUUUUCACUGGAGAAAAAUGAAGAAAAUGAAAAACAUUGACAUUAUACAAAACAAGAGCCUUUUUGUAUAACCUGCCUCCAAAGAAAUUGAAUUUUCCAGGGAAUUAAGCGAUAACAGUGGCUGAUGCAUAGCUUCUAAACUCCUGGCCUUCACAGAAAAAAAAAAUAUUGAAUGGGAGCUGGGCAUAGCACCUGAGGUCUACAAAUGAUGCUGAAAUUCCCAGCUUCCUCAGAGACAUCCAUGUUUCCUGAAUAUGCUACAGCAGCAGUUUGAAAGAGGCAGCUAUGGCGUGGCCUUCAAGAAUCAAAUGGUGAGAUACUCACCUGAGAACUGAUCCAUCUCCCCUCACACUGGGGGGUUUCGGAGCCUCCCUCUGAGGUGAUUACGUUUUGUUGCCUGUGCCUCCUGUGCAUCUACAGUCACUUAUAGAUCAGAGAGACAUUAAACUGGAACUAAAAAAGAGCUUAGAGGCAAUAAGGCAAAGAGAAAAUAUACCCAGCAAUAUUUCAAAGAAAGGUCCCAGUCUCUUUCUUCCUGCAGGAGACUAGUUUGGGCUGCCUGAAGGUUGUAUCAGACUAUUGUCUUUCCUAUGGCCCAUCUUUCCAGCGAAGUUAUAAAAGCACUGGCAGGAAUGGCCUUGUGAAAACUGAGAAAAUGAAAACUUUAUUUAUUCACUCUUGAUAGCAUGAUUAUUUAUAAAACAGAUUGAAGUAACAUGAAACCUCAACUGGAAAAAAGAGAAUGAAAUCAGAACUAAAUUAUGGCAAUAAGUACUCUUGAUCCCACCAGUUCUCUACACGACUGUAGUGUAUUUGUUCCCUAGAGGGGUCUCUAGGUGCCAAUGGUGUGCCGGGCACUGCAGAUGUAAAGUCAAUCUGCUGUUUCCUGUCUUGACGGAGUAGUAGAGGAAGACGUGGGAAUAAGGAAUAGAUUCUACUCAGAGCACAGUGAGGCCACAAAGCCCACUCUACCUGAGGAGAUGAGGAACGAGGUCAUCACAGGAGAAGUGACCCUACACGAAGUCUUAAACACUGAGAAUAGUCCAGGCUACUUCAGGCCAAGGAACAGGCAUAAAACAGCACUGGGACUUUAAGGAACUGCACAUACUUCAUCUUCACUGGAACAAAGGCUCCAAAAGGGACUUAGCAAGACGUGAGGCUAGAUGGAAAGACAGGUUCAAUGUAAGCACUUUAUAAAAUACUUCUAUUUAAAUUACAGCUCAAUGAAGCAAACUUUUCUUGGCUGUUUACUGUGUACAAGAAACUAAGUGCAUCAUGGAAAUUUUCCCAGGAUGCACCCCCAGCACUUUGCAGAUGCGACAUGAGUCAGCCUCAAGCUUUCCAGUGGCCAAAGGGAACUGUUGACUGCUCUUCAGAUAUCUGAAUUGAAGAUUUUUGACACGGUCAGUGAAAACGAAGAUAAAGGCAAUGAGGUUUUCAGAGAAAUAUGCCAUGGAGUCAACACCCUCAUAGGGUUUCUCAGCUGUGAGAAAGGAAACUGGAAAUGGUGAGGACAUGGAGCCUGGAGAGGAGAGCCCCAUCACUGUCCUGUCAAAUGCUGCUGGGACGGGGGAGAGGGUGCAGGAACAGGAGCCUCCCCCACCCCACCCCCCGCACUCCAGCCACACCCUCGUCAUUUCACAGAAUAGAAAUGAGGUAGCACUUAAAGGUUUCAGAGUAAGUCAUUUCCUUUCCCAUAAAUGCAUGAAGGUAGAGUAUCAAAGUCUUCUAAUGCUGUAUUUUUAGGAUAUUGGGGAUUUUUCAGGAUAUGGAGAAUCAAGAAGGUGCGGGGAUCACAGCUUCAAAUUUUUAGUUAGUAUAAAAAAAUCAGGAAGCUCUGCGCAUUCAGGCUGUGCACUAUGUGCACAGUCAAGAAUCAGCAGACACCCUCUGCAUUCGCAAACAUUUUGUGCUGUAAAAAGUAAUUUUAACAAAGUCACCUGUAUACAUACAUAUAUAUAUAUAUAUAUUUAAAGACAAGGUUUUGAUACUUUUUUUACAAAAACUACAAGAGACACAAAUACCUGUACAAACCAUGUACUUUUAAAAAGACUUGUUCCACACAGCUGUUGUUAAUUUGAGGGGUACAGUACUGCUUUGUAAAUUCCAUUACACAUUGUAUCCAAAGGGGUUUUCCCUGUUUGUCGCCUCCCAGCCCCCAAAUUACCAUGUGUGAUAUAACAGUCAGGCAUGUUAGGAUGUUGGGUCACACUAACCGUUUCAGCUUUUUGUCUCAUCAUUCCCAAUUCCGUUAGCUUCUGUACUCGGUGCCCUUUGCAGUCUGGCUUCUCUUCCAGAAACAAAGGGUCUGGCAGUGGGGAUACUGCAUCCCACUGGCUGUUCUGAUGUCAUCUUGGUAGACUGAAAACCAAAUGUGGACAUUUGUAAAAUCAGUGUACUGUUUCUAGAGAGAGAGAUUAAAUUCAUUUUUUUUAAAUUGCAA
Molecule: messenger RNA, 7737 nt
Organism: Oryctolagus cuniculus (rabbit)
Lineage: Eukaryota; Metazoa; Chordata; Mammalia; Lagomorpha; Leporidae
Gene: LRP8
Product: LDL receptor related protein 8
Biological process (GO): canonical Wnt signaling pathway; receptor-mediated endocytosis
Cellular component (GO): plasma membrane; apical plasma membrane; signaling receptor complex
Molecular function (GO): Wnt-protein binding; calcium ion binding; Wnt receptor activity
Source: RefSeq, a predicted model, not a curated record